AAUCAAUCAGCGGAACGACAAAGGGCAAGGACGCACAGAGUACAUUUGCUCAUUGAUUUCAAGUAAAUAAAAGGCCAAAAUGCCAAGAAUCGACAAUGACGUGAAGUUGGACUUCAAAGAUGUUUUAUUUCGUCCGAAAAGGAGCACUCUCAGAAGCCGAUCUGAUGUUGACUUGACUAGAACCUUUAUAUUCCGAAACUCGGGCCAGACUUACACAGGGAUUCCUGUCAUGGUGGCCAACAUGGACACAACUGGAACAUUCGAGAUGGCUAAGGCAAUUGGAAAACACCUCAUGUUUACUGUGAUACACAAACACUACUCUGUCGAGGAAUGGAAGGAGUUCGCCAGAGAAAACAAGGACAUUAUUGGGCAUGUAGCUGCCAGCACUGGUACCGGUGAAAAUGAUCUCAAGAAACUGAAGGAGAUUCUCGAUGCCGUUCCAGAAGUCAAGUUCCUGUGUGUAGACGUUGCCAAUGGUUACUCGGAACACUUUGUGCAUUUUGUGAAGAGCUGUAGAAAAGAGUUUCCUAACCAUACAAUUAUGGCUGGAAACGUGGUGACGGGUGAGAUGGUUGAAGAGCUUAUACUGUCAGGCGCAGACAUAAUCAAGGUGGGGAUUGGUCCAGGCUCCGUGUGUACCACCCGUAAGAAGACAGGUGUCGGCUAUCCCCAGCUUAGUGCCGUCAUAGAGUGCGCUGACGCAGCUCAUGGACUUGGUGGACAUAUUAUUUCUGAUGGGGGAUGCACAUGCCCUGGUGAUGUCUCAAAAGCUUUCGGCGCGGGUGCUGACUUUGUCAUGUUGGGCGGGAUGUUUGCUGGGCAUGAGGAGUCAGGUGGGGAAAUGGUCGAGCAGAAUGGGAAGAAGUACAAGAUCUUUUAUGGCAUGAGUUCCGCUACGGCCAUGAAGAAACAUGCUGGCGGGGUGGCUGAAUACAGAGCGUCCGAGGGUAAAACUGUACAGAUCGAGUACCGAGGUCCGGUAGAAAACACUUUGCAGGACAUUCUUGGUGGUGUUCGCUCCACGUGUACGUAUGUCGGUGCAGGAAAACUGAAAGAGCUAAGCAGACGCACAACUUUCAUCCGAGUCACCCAGCAGCUGAAUGAAGUGUUUGCUGCAAGCACCAAGGAACACUGAUGAAAAAUUCUCUUUUCUGAUUGUUUGAUUAAUGAUCAAGAAAUUUCUUAUUUGAUUGGUUUAUUGUUAACCAUUUCCUGAUUGGUUGAUAGUUUUUUUAACCCAGAUAUCUGUUAUUUGCUAAGUUGACUGUUGACCAAGUAAUUUGUUUUAUGUGUUAGUUGAUUCAGACACUAUUUUUUGUGUUCUUAUUUUUUGUUAUGAAGUGUUGUUGCAAAUAAUUUCUUCAAUUAAAAGGAUCAUUUUAAAGUUGAAGUAUAACUAAAUAUGUUUUAGAAGAAAAAAAGUUAUACAAGUAAUACAUCAUGAUUAGCUUCUAUUAUAGAAGAAGAAAAAAAUUGUCAUCAGAAUUUAUUGUGAACAUAAAUGGUGAAUCCCCUUGUAUCCAGAUCGGACUAUUUGCUCCGGUUGGUAUGGAACAAAAAGAUAUAAAGAAAUAAGUUACACACUUUAAGUGGCAUUUAUGUUACAGUUGUGUUCAUGUCAAUGCUUUAGGGUAAUUUUUAUUUUUAUAUUAGAAUACUUUAGAACACUAGAUCUACUUAUUUUUUAUCUGAACAUUCUUUUUUUUUAAGAACUUCAUUUUCUUUUCUUAUGUUAUUUUUUGAAUGUGCACCUUUUAUUAAUUCUGUUUUCCGUUACACAUUUUUUUCUUGUGUUUUUGUUGUAUUAUAUUGCCUAUUUACUGUCUUUGCUUUUAGGGCGAAAUUUAUCAAUAAAAAACCCUUAAAUUUAGGAUGAAUAUUUCUUAUAAGAUUUUGCUGGGUUAUACAUUUGAAAUUAAUUAGCGAGUUAUAACCAACAGUUAAACUCAUAUAAUAUUGAAAAGAUUUGCUGUUUUCUUAUUAAAGGGGCGCCAUAUAGUUUACCACCUGAUAGUUUAUAUAUUUAAAGAUAUUAGCCUUUAUAAAACAGGUUUCAAUUAAAUAGCCUGUGGUCACAAGUUCUCCAGUUAAAAAAAAACUUCAAAAUUAUCGCUCUGUACAAAAAUUAUAUCAGUUUUUGGUUAAGAUCGUAUAAAGUCAGAUGGGUGAAACAUAAUGUUAUUAAAUGAAUUCGCUUCUUUUGCGCAUUUAUUAAGCGUAAAACUAGAUUGUGUCCCUUUAAUCUGUUGAACUGUCCAUGUUUGUGUACAAAAUGGUUUGUUUAAAAUCAAAAUACAUAACACUUAAUAAAGCUAUUAUUUGACAUACCCUUAGAAUUUAUCCAUGGUAAGGGUAUAAAAUAAAUAUGGUUAAUCUUAAACAAAGGCUGAAGUUCUUUAGUCAACCAUUAGAAAUCUGUUUUCAUCGCAUUGCGGCAUUCGUUGUUGUUUUUGGAAUGGGUAACUUCUUCUCUUUUUUUCAGAAAUAAGUUUAAUUUUAAAAACCAAAGUAAUUUGUGCAUUGAAAUUCUGAAAAUGUGCUACAUGUAUAUAAAAGUGUUGAACAACAUCACAUAUUAUGUUUAACUUGAUUCAAUUAGAAUUCAUCAAAGAAUUUUUUUAACAUAGUUUCCCACCAAAUCUUGCUCAAAAACAGAAAUUUACAAAUAAUUCUUUGGAAUAAGAUAUAUUAAGCGAGGUAAAGAAAAUGUGCUGAUGCUUGAAAACUGAAUUAUUUUUUUUGGGUCAUAGCAUGUUAUUUAUAUAUUUGCAUGCACUACAAAUUAUAUUCUUAAUUUCAUGUUUUUAAAUGCAAUGUUAAUAACUGUUUCUUGAAGAACAUGAUAUUGCUUCAACAAAUAAAUUACAGGUGGCAUCUUGUACUACAAGUAAAAAAGUAUAUUUAUAUAUCACCAUAAACGUGAGGCAUAACUAUUUACUAUUAAAUGCGAUAAAGAAAAACAAAGAAAAGUGAUGAAAAAUGUUCCAAAAAACAAAUGAUAAAUAUCAAGAUUAAAACGUAAAUUUUUUAAUUAACCGGAUACGACAAACAUUUAAACACAAUGAAAGAAAAAACAUCAUUAUUGUGGCUGUAGAUUCACUAUAAAUUAUUUAGUUUUCAUCAACAAUAUUUACUUUCCAGUUCUUAUAAAGAACUAUUUUUAAUAGUCCUGUAAAUCAGUAUUGUAUUUUUUUAUAUCAUUUGAAUUUAGCAUUGUUGGCUAACAGUAUUUUUAGUUGAAAACCAUACACACUUAAGAAAUGUUUAAGGUUGCUAGUAUGUCACUACUUACAAAAAUAAAUGGUUGGAUUGCAUAACAAAUGCAAGUACCUUUAAACUUUUAACUUAAGUGGUCUACAUUUUGUUGUAUUAUCUAUCUACUUCAUGGGCCAGCCACUGAUUAUAUCUAUGCUUCACCUGAUUUGACUGCUGAUUUACUGAAACAGAUGUAUUGGAAAAGUUGAGAAAUACUGCCUUCUCAUUGGACAAAAUAAAAUGUUGACCACUUAUCAUUAAAAAGCAUGGCAUUCGAUUUACACUCUUCUACAGCUUUGAUUUUACUGUUUUAUGACAAGUAUUAAAUGCUCGCAUAGUUUUAACUGAGAAUAAUUCAUCUUAAUUUAAAAAAAAAUCAGUUACAGGUUCAGUAAGUACUUAUGCUUCACGUUUUUUGUUGAUAUAAUGAUGAAUAAUAUAUGCUCUUUGUUUGCACCAACUUGCAAGAAAUGGUUAAAGAUUGUUAAUAUGUAUUUACAAAACUAAAUGGUCUAAUGAGAUGUUUACAAUUUAUUUUGUUUAAUUAAGUCCAUACUAACAAUUUUUUUUUAAAUUUUUGGUGUUCAAUAUAUUGUGUAAACUAGCCUAUUCUGGGCCAGCCACUGUUUAUAUCUACUGCUUCACCUGAUUAAAAUCAAUAACAGCUGACUUAAAGUAUUAGAAAAAAGGAAUUGUUAUUGUUUUAUUUAUUGUUUUUACUUGAUUUCUGUUGUUGUUGCUAAUCUUUCAUAGGCAGCUCAUUUUGGGUAGAUUUACAGAAGAUCAUAUUCUUAAAAUAUUAACAAAUUGAAUUGAAAAUAAUUUACUUUCAAUGCAGUUUGUAAUAUUUCAAGAGCAGGUCUGUUUUUCGAAGAAAACCAAUGUGCUAUUGUCAAAGAUGCAUGCAUGUACGAUGUUUGUGUAGGAAGUAAAAUAAGUCCCACUUGGUUUUCAUACAAAAUUGGGCACGUUAUAGCAUCUGGUUGGGGACAUCCUAUGUCUCAGUUCAUUUUGUUAUCGAUAUGAUUGAUGUGUUUAUUGAUAUAAACAAAAUGUCGCUGAAUGAAGAACAUUGUCAGAGUUUUCUAGUAUGUGUUCCAUUUUAUUUAUCUGCUUUUUAUUUUGUACAUGUAUAUUUUUGUUUGCCUUUGUGAAAAGAGAAUACAUAACAUUAAACGUA
This is a messenger RNA of Mya arenaria, 4435 nucleotides long. Its product is annotated as GMP reductase 2-like. The record is from RefSeq and is a predicted model, not a curated record. Bases 80 to 1135 code for a protein of 351 amino acids. The transcript has 7 exons. Lineage: Eukaryota; Metazoa; Mollusca; Bivalvia; Myida; Myidae. Gene Ontology annotation, biological process: nucleotide metabolic process. Gene Ontology annotation, cellular component: GMP reductase complex. Gene Ontology annotation, molecular function: GMP reductase activity.